Molecule: messenger RNA, 7848 nt
Organism: Porites lobata
Lineage: Eukaryota; Metazoa; Cnidaria; Anthozoa; Scleractinia; Poritidae
Source: the annotation of a GenBank genome assembly
AGGGAGCUAACGUAUCACAGCGCUUUACAAUGUCUAAGAAAAGAGAUCAUUCUCAUUGUUCUGAAUUGCACAGUUGUUCAGCAAAGUAUGUCUAUCCCAUUUCCUUUGUCUCCUUGUUGAUUUGCGUUACUGCUAUGGUUCGGGUGGAACUUAUCAGCAAGCGUGUUGAUCUCGUGGAGAAUAUCGUGGCGGAAGUCAAACAAACGCCAUUGAAGAGCAAAGGAGAAGAUGCAAGCUCCAGGCCUUUCAAUGAUUUUGAUCAAGUGGUUUUACAAGUUGAACGAAUUAUGACAGGUGAGGUACUAAUGAGGAGUGUAAGAGGUUUCUAUCUAGCCAAGGCGCACCGAUUUGUAAAGUUGGAGGACUUCGCACUUCGCGUAAAUAACGUGCCAUUUCGGAGCUUUAUCUCUGAGAAGUCGUGAUUUGUCGCUAAAUAUUGUUCAUUUUCUUAUCUCUCCUUUUAAUUUCCCACUCAAAAACGAGAAAUACUUGGAAAAAUUCUUACGUAGUGGCUACCUGCCCGAAUUCUCCUGUAUCCGUGUAUUGAUUGCAAUUUAGCCUUGACUCACCUUAGUACGUAUCCAAAGUGAAGGUCGCUAUUACUGCACGAAAGUCCUAAGAAUUGAUUAGAAUCUCCCGGAUCGACGGACGCCUCUUUAAUACAAAUACCUCUCUAUCACACCUAUUAAGGACAGUUUUCUUGGACAAAUAAUAUGCUGAUAAUGUGAAGUUCCAUACAAACCUCUGUAACACCCCUGUCAUGCGGAUGACACUGGUGUCAAUAAUUUGUUUAGGAAGAUAUUUUAACACAGCUUUAUGUAGUGGGUCCAGGAGGCUUCAUUUAACGUUGAAAGUUAAAGAAAUAAUCAUGAUCCUUCACUCUUCACUGGAUUGACAUUCAUUGACAUUUUUUUUUUAUUAUUUGAAAGAAUCCAUUAAACUGGCUCUGGGAGAGAAAGGUAUUCAAAAAGUUUCCGAUUUCGGAAGGAAGUCGCUACAUCCCUUGAGGCUUCAAUCUUUUCACUUAAGUUCUCAUCUUUUACGUGCCUGAUUUGAAGCAAACGUCUUGCGAUUCAGGUCAAAUGAAAGAUCUCAAGUACCCAAAACUACACUCUUCUUUUCUCUACCUAUAUAAGAUUCUUACUGCAUCGUUAUAGGAAAAGCAGCCCACAAGGGAUACUCCUCUCCCCUGGUAGGUGACAGGUUUGACUUUUUGAAAAUGUAAUUAAUAUUUAAUGUCAUCUGCAGUUGAUAAUCAAAGGUCAAGAACCCGUCGAUCACAACCAGGCAGCGCUAAAUCAGAGAUUACUGUUGAAACAGUCAGAAAAGAGAUAAACAAGACUUUAAAUUCUUUGAUGCGCACGCCGCAGGCAUUUUGUUCACCCAAAGGAAAAGUCUGCAUGCAAGGUCCGCCGGGAAUACAAGGACCUAAAGGAUCACGUGGCAGAAGAGGACCGCGGGGAUUCACGGGAAGGAAAGGACCACGAGGUGACACAGGGAGCCCAGGGCUGCACGGAAAACAGGGACCCACUGGACCACCUGGUGAAAAGGGAAAAGAGGGAGAAAGAGGUGCUCCGGGGCCUCGGGGAUUCCCCGGUGCAUAAGGAGAUCCUGGAGAAUCAAUUUCACUUCCGUCAGUCGUGAUUACUCCUAAUCACCAAACGGUCAGAGAAAACCAGAACGCAUUGCUCCAGUGUUCUGCAACUGGAAACCCACGACCGUCUGUGACUUGGUAUCGUUCAAAUGGGUCAAGCUUACCGAGUCAUUUCCGUUACCAACCGGAUGGAAAGUUAGUAGGAACUCGCGUGACUCUAUCAGAUGCUGGGAAAUACCUCUGCGUUGGUAGAAAUUUGCUUGGGUCAACGAAUCAGUCGGCUAUGUUGACCGUUGAAGGUAAAUACAGGUGAAAUUUUAAUCUGUAUAUUUCUGUAAGCCAUUUAUUUUCGUCGCCUUUGUUUUGUAAAAGUAUCAUUAGUAAAGUAUCAUGUCCCGCUGCUCGCUACUAUAGAUAACGUUGAUUCCAACUCUAGUUACAAUCUCCAACUCUAGUUACAAUUCAAACGGAUCCUCACCUUUUCAGUAACAAAGCGCUCUUAAACUAACCAAAGGACGACCCUUUUUUUUGGUUUCUGAGCGUCUAAAGACUAAGGCACACGUCGUUCGUUUCCUUAAAAUCUCUCGGACCAGGAGCUGAUUACUGCUCGGACGCAUAAGUAAAUCGAUCAGCAUUGCCCCCACCCUCCAUCUAAUAAAAUUUUGCAAUAAGGUGUACAAGAAUGUAUCGUUUUGAGAGUUUUUGAUGUGGGUCAAAAUGACUCACUAGGUUUCGCAUAACUUCCGAGUAUUGCAAGCUAACGCACCAAACAUUGAUAUUUUCUUUUGUUGCUAAAGACGUUACAAUUUUUCUAUUUUAGCUCCUCCUCGAAUUCAACUCGAUCCAGGUCCCACUCAUGUUAAAACAGGGCUAACCGUAAGGCUUCCUAAAUGCUACGUAAUGGGAUUUCCUACCCCGGAUGUGACAUGGAGAAGAGUCAAGGGCGUUCUUCCAAGGAACAGAACUGUUUCUAACGAUGGGGCGUUAUCUUUGAUCGCCGCAGAGAAAACAGAUACGGGACCCUAUGAAUGCACAGCGAGAAACCGUCUGGGGCAAGAGUCUUCUAUAACCUCUGUUUUUGUUUGGUCUCCACCCACAUUCGUCUCGAAACCACCAAGCAGGGUUAAUAAAUAUACAGGCGAAGAGUUGACCUUGCGUUGUUCUGCCUCUGAUCGAGCCUCUCUUUCGUGGAAACGUGUCGGUGGAGUCUGGGAAGGGGAACGUAUGAAUGACCGAAAUGGAACAUUGACGAUUACCUCUCUUAAAGAAUCUGAUUCUGGUUCUUACGUCUGUGAAGCUAAGCUACCACUUUAUAACAUAGACGCAGCGACUGUCUUGAAAGUAAAAGGUCAGUAACUAAGAUGUGCCGCAUAAUAAAGUGAUUGUUAUCUACACCCGUAAGUAAGGAAUGUUUAGGUCGGUCGACAUGUCAUAUCUUUUUUUCAUUUAAUCGAGCACUGGGGAAAAUUGAUUGUAUCUUAUACCCCAAAUAAAUUUUUCACACCGUGGAUAGCAAUGCAUGACUUUCCAGUAAUCGGAUAUCCAGGUUUUGCGCACAGGAUUCUGGGAUCGCCAGGGGGCAAACAUUGCGAGUCGCUAGAAAGAAAUGUAUGGCGUGGAGUUGUUUCUCCGUUAAAAGCAGUGUCUUUGGACAUAGAAUGCCGCAUUUUGCCGUGAUUUUAUGAGAAACGGAGGUGACUAAUGUUGGUGCGUUGAAAUUUCAAGUUUCUAUGUGAUUAAUGCGAUAAAUUCUAUCGAUAAACACUCCUUGAAUGAGGUUGAGUUUGAAAUUUUUGUUUACUGAAUUUACACAGACAUGAAGAAUUCGAAGAAAAGGUCUCGAAAUAUAUAGUGCAAAUUUAGGUAUACAUGUAGGGGGAUUGAAGCGUUUAAGUUAUAAUUACGUGUGGUGAUAUUUACGACGAGUGUAGCUACGCUCGGCCGCGAUCAGCGCUGUGCGGCGCUUUGCGGGUUGUGACAAGUCAACGAUCGUAGGUAUGUACGUGGCCAUAAAAAUAGAAAACCCUCCUCUACUUUGGUAUAAACAAAGUGACAUCUACAAAAUAUUUCAUGGAAAGUGCAUGGUAUUUAACCAUUAGUAGAUGAGGCAGAAAUCGUACAAACCAGUAAGAUUUCCGAUACAAAAGCGGUGAGUGUGAAAAUAAAUACCAAGUUGAUGUGCCAAAUUCAGAGAUUCUAUAUCUUCCCUCAAAAUGAUUGGAAAAGGCAUUAGAACUCAUCGGUUCUCUGGAUCAUGACAAAACAUUUCGCUUGUGUUUUUUUGGCGAGAAGAAAUAAAUAUACUAACGAGCGGAAGAUGUUUUUGUUUUUAAAUUUAAUACAUAUCAAAUUCGACAAUACAUAAGCUUACCUUCGAUCGUUGUCACAAGCCGGCACAGCAUUGUGAUCGCCGCCGAGCGGAACGUAAUUUCACUCGUUGUAAAUAUGAGCACAUCUAAGUACAACUGGAAAGGCUUAAGUGAGUCCGCAUUCCCCGCUCAUUUAUACCUAAGUUAGUACUAUAUAUUUCGAGACCAUUCAGUAAAUUCACAGUCGACCUUUCGCAAGAAUCAGUGUUUAUCGAUAGAUUUCAUCGCAUUGAUCCCACAAAAACUUACAAUUUCUUCGCACCAAUAUUAGUCACCUCCGCUUCUCAUAAAAUAACGGCAAAAUGUUACAUUCUCUGUCCAAAGACACUGCUUUUAAAGGAGAAACAGCUCCACGCCAUACAAUCCUUUGAAGCGACUUGCAAUGUUUGCCCCCUGGCGAUCCCAUAAUCCUGUGCGCAUAACUAAGUGUCCGAUUACUGGAAAAUCAUUCAUUCCCCCUCCCUACUAAUAUGUGUCGACAAACUAUAUCUUCUCUUUAAAUUUGAAACUCAAAAUCAAUUCCACAGUGCGAUAUUUGACUUGGAAACUACGCAUAUAAAUAAAUUAACCUUUUUUUCCGUGCCUCCUGAUAGUUGAUAUUCCUAAACAAUAUAUAGGUACAGUUAGGCAGGAGUAAACGGGCUUAGGCUACAAAAAAAAUUAUGACCAGGAGGUCUUCUAAUCUCGUACAUUACUUGUCACCGCCUGCCGGAAACAAUCAAUGAAGCCCUUUUUUUCUCUCAGCAUCUUGUUUCAUUUGUUGGAUUUACUGAGGUUGUCGCGACUGUCGCGUGUGAAUAUUUCGCUAAAGUUUCUGUCGCUUUACUGCAUAACGCUGGUUGCAUUUGCGAAGCUAUGAGCAAAAUGGCUAGAUUUCUAAUUACUCCUGGCAAGUGUCAAAUCUACUUUAAUUUAACGGGAAGAUGCCGGCAAAACGAAUCUGUUUUAACCUACGUCAAGUUCGACCACUACACUGCUAAACGAGAGUGGCAAAUUAUUUCUGUAGGAAAUCCUUACUUGGUUAUAUACUUUGGUAAGUUUAGCUUUGUUUAGCCGAGUAAUUGAUGGUAAGUCGUGAUUUUUAAUGUUUCGGUUUUUUUUCGAUGAAAAAUACCGAGAAAAAAUAUCGAGCCGAAAUUAUUUUUUUCGCACGUGUUCUCUGAUGAUGUAUUUCACAUAAUUUUUGAUAAUGUAUUACAAAAAGAUUCUGUCCAGAUUUCUCGAUAUUUUGUCAGUUUCACUCUAUCACACGCCGCCCAACAAACGAUCGCUAGCCUCUAGCAAUUUGGCGCCGGCUUUCCUAUUUUGCUUUUGCAUUUUGAUCACCGUCUCAUGAAAGUGCUUUUAAUUAUUUGUGGCGGGAAAUAUGUACCGCGCGCGUUUGUUUGGCGCCCAGAUCAUUGACAUCAGUGGAAGAGACUCCAGACAGGUAAGAAAACUUAAUAAUUAUAUCAGUAGCAAUUGAUGUUUAAAAUUAUAAUUCUGGAUUAUUCUGUUCUAGUUCAACACUCGAGAGAGUCAGCUCUUUUCUCAAAAAAAUUUCGCAGACAAGCAGCCUCGCUGGGUCAUGCAGGGUCCCCUUGUUUCCUGAGCUUUUGUUAUCUGCGUUGCAGAUAUCCUGGGUAGUGUAUACCUGAAAUCUACAGUUAACUCAAAAAAUGCUCUAAUCAAUGCUGUAGUAUCCUGGGUAGCGUAUACCUGAAAUCUACAGUUAACUUGCAAAAUUGCUCUAAUCAUUCCUGUAGUAUCCUGGGUAGUGUAUACCUGAAAUCUACAGUUAACUCGUAAAAAUGCUCUAAUCAUUCCUGUAGUAUCCUGGGUAGCGUAUACCUGAAAUCUACAGUUAACUUGCAAAAAAUGCUCUAAUCAUUCCUGUAGUAUCCUGGGUAGUGUAUACCUGAAAUCUACAGUUAACUCGUAAAAAUGCUCUAAUCAUUCCUGUAGUAUCCUGGGUAGCGUAUACCUGAAAUCUACAGUUAACUCGUAAAAAUGCUCUAAUCAUUCCUGUAGUAGUAUCCUGGGUAGCGUAUACCUGAAAUCUACAGUUACCUCGUAAAAAUGCUCUAAUCAAUGCUGUAGUAUCCUGGGUAGCGUAUACCUGAAAUCUACAGUUAACUUUCAAAAAUGCUCUAAUCAUUCCUGUAGUAUCCUGGGUAGUGUAUACCUGAAAUCUACAGUUAACUCGUAAAAAUGCUCUAAUCAUUCCUGUAGUAUCCUGGGUAGCGUAUACGAAAAACAUUUUCCCGGCCUUUUAGGAAGCGGCUUAAAUAGUUUCAAAGUUGCAGGGCAGUCACAAAACUGAAUUCUUGAGUUUACCUCCAUUUCAUACUAUAACUUACUGCCCGAGACUGAAAAAGGCGCAAUGUAAAAUGUUUAUGGCGUUUUAUUAUUACCAAAAUAGUAAGUGUCUCGGAAGAGGGUUAGCCGAGCAGAAAAAGAUUUAAACCUUGCUUUAAACGGAUAUUGCGGUUACUUUCAUUUCAGUUUAUGGUAGCUUGAGUUACUCUUUUGUGGGCAAUUUACGGAAGUCCAAGGGUAUUCAGCUAACACCUCAAGAGCCUAGAGCUGUCAGACCUUGGUUUUGAAUUACUUAUGCAAAUUAGCUGGCUGCACAUUGAAUGUGCAGCCAGCUAAUUUGCAUAAAAUUUUUUCGCGCUUCAAAGCUCGUCAUGUGCACAAUACUGUCAGUCUCAAUUUGUAAGAACGUUACGUUGGGCAGUAAUAAGAGUAGGCUAAAUUGUGAAGCAUCCGAUUUUCACUUUUAUUGUCUAAGAAAAUUGACGACUAGCCCUAAAAAUACGAGAGGUAUUUAGAAACUAUUCGAUUUUGAGACGACUAAUUAGAAAACCAAAGUUAUGAGCUUCGCUAUCCACUGUCCUGUUCACUGUGCUGAUAGAGAGCAAAAACGCUUGCUAAGCAGGCCAAAAUACCCAUGACUUAUGGGUACUUUGAGUAUAAAAGUAACAAUUAUAUAAAUUUACAGUUCCUCCACUCUUCAACUUUACAACAAACGGACGCAAAGGACGGCAGGGGAGCAUUCAGCAGUUCACAGUUCCAGUAACCGCCCGUUAUUUGAUCAAGGCCUGGGGUGCUCGGGGAGGAACACAUUCCACUAAUUAUGGAGAAUAUCCUGGAACCUACUACGGUGGAAAGGGUGCAUUCAAGAAGGGGAUAUUCAGACUGAAUAAAGGAACUGUUCUGAACAUUGUAGUGGGACAAAGAGGAGGGGAUUCAGUAGAAGUUAAAGGAGGACAACCUACAAGCAGAACGGCAGCUGAACUAGGGCUAUCUGUAGAGGACAAUGCUGGGACAGGGGGUGGGGGAGGAAGUUUUGUUUAUACAUCGUUUAAUUCACUUUUGUUAGCUGCCGGUGGGGGAGGGGGUGCAUCUGCGGGAUACAACGGGGUAGAUGGUCAGGCAGGUACUAGUGGUACCAGUAGUGUGGGAAAAGACUCGUCUUAUGUUCGAAAAGGAGGAUCUGGAGGACAACCGGGUGAAUGUUAUACUAAACACGCUAGCUAUCAUGGGGGAGUGGGUGCUGGUUGGACAGGCCAGGGAUGUGCCAGAAAAGGAUCCGAACACGGCGAGAGAGGUGGAUCUCGCGCUCAGGGCUGGGUAGGAGGGAGAGCUGGUGGAAUGAAUAGUGGUCAUAAUGGAGGGCCACCCCCUGGGGCGGUAGGAGGGUUUGGCGGAGGAGGAGGUGGGUCUGAGGAUAAUGGCGCUUCUGGUGGAGGAGGGGGAUACUCUGGGGGAGGAAGUGGUAUGCAGUACAAGCAAGCAGGAGGUGGAGGGGGCUCGUAUUGCAUUGGUUCGAGUUGUUCUGGCGCUACUGGUGGGAACCUAAAGGAUGAUGGAUUUGUGCGAAUUAUCGCGUUAUCGAACUAG